Grus americana (Whooping crane) is the source of this 2728-nucleotide messenger RNA. RefSeq names its product short coiled-coil protein (gene SCOC). The record is from RefSeq and is a predicted model, not a curated record. NCBI's taxonomy places the organism in Eukaryota, Metazoa, Chordata, Aves, Gruiformes, Gruidae. Bases 269 to 517 code for a protein of 82 amino acids. Gene Ontology annotation, cellular component: trans-Golgi network. The transcript is spliced from 4 exons.
CCACAAGACAGACACAGCGCGCCACGGGGGCGGACGGCGGGGGGGAUGUUCCUCCCCCGCCCCGCCCCGCCGCGCCCAUUGGCUAGGGCGGGCGCGGCCCCGUGCGCGCGCAGGGCCAGGUGCCCAGGCGGCGGCGCAGGCGCAGAGCGGGGAGGCGCACAGCCGGGCCAGGGCGCGGGGCGCAGCCCGCAGGGAGGCGGCGGCCGCGGCGCCAGCAGAGCAUCUCUCAGGAAUACUCCCUCCAAAAGUGGAAAGAGCCCAUUCUACAAUGAUGAAUGCCGACAUGGAUGCUGUUGAGGCUGAAAAUCAGGUGGAAUUAGAAGAGAAAACACGGCUUAUUAACCAAGUUUUGGAACUGCAGCACACACUUGAAGAUCUCUCAGCACGAGUAGAUGCUGUUAAGGAAGAAAACUUGAAACUGAAAUCAGAAAACCAAGUUCUUGGACAGUAUAUAGAAAAUCUGAUGUCAGCGUCUAGUGUUUUCCAAACAACUGACACUAAAAGCAAAAGGAAGUAAGGGUUGACUCACAGAUGAUGUCAUUGUAUUGCUGCUGUCUUUUUUGUUUUAAUUGGCAUAGGCUACAUGAGCUAAAGUACCUUAGUUUGUGGCUUUACUGGAUACCUGAAGAUUAUAAACUUUGGUGACAAACAGAAUUAGGAACAUUAUCAUGAACAGGAGACAUAAGUUUGUGUAUUGUUAAGAUUAAGCAAUGUGCAAAUGUAGUGUAGAGACUUACUAACCUUUCAUCUUUGUUUUAAAAACGAGCAUAUCUUGUUAAAAAUUGGAUUCAGUUUGUCAGGUUAAACAAAAGUCUGUUGGCGCUCUUUGAGGUCUUAGGGUAGUUUCUUGACUAGCAAAAUAAUACAGUUGUUAUAUUGUGUUGAAACCUCAUUUGAAAAAAUAUUCAGAGUCUAAUUGCAUCACCUUUUUCACCUCAAAUAUAUUUAGAUUACUAUAUAUUACUGUCCUUAGCUCUGCAAGGCAACUUUAAACAAAACCCUAUAAACCAGUUAGGAAUCUCUAUGAAGUAAUAACAGUAUGACAUUAUUUGCAGGGCUUAGAUAUAGAAAAACACUUAAGAUUUUUUGGGAAGGAGGAGGGUAAGGGAAGAGGACCAAGGACAAACAACUUAAUCAGGGAACUACCAAAUUGAUGCAGUAUCAGAGUUGUUGUAGUUUGAGAGAUGUACGCUUCAAACCAUUUUCACUCAGUUUCCUCAAAGAAUGAUCAGGCACAGCAUCACAAUGUAUGAUCUUCCAGAAGUUUUUCAGUUGUGUGAUGAGGAGUUAAAUAAAAAACAGAGUAAUAAGCUUUACAGAAACAGGUAGCCAAGUGUUCCUCAUGCUCAUUGUGAACAAUCUGCAGUGAGGAACUGAGAACAAGUCAUUCCUUGCCACCUUUUACUUUCCUCCUGAAGUGCCAAACUUGUCUUUGCUUCAGGCCUUAGUGCAACCAUUUUCCUGCCCCAGUGCCUGAGCUUGUGAAGGACCUCUUUGAGGCACUGCACGCAAACAUCUAAGGCAGAAAACCACAGUGGAACAAGGGUGGCUUUUGCCCCUCAAAUCUGAGCUGCUCUAAGUGAUGCCUAGUGUCAAGAUGCCCUGUUUUUUACUGGCUUGGCUGUUAGUUAGCAGGGUUUGUAAACGAUCUCAGCCCCCAUUACAGGUCUUGAGCACUGCCCACAGAAGCAGCAUGUCUAGUGUAAUCAGUAUUAAGGGAGAGCAGAAGCUGAAAACAAACGACGAUGUAAGUUUUAGCAGUACUCGGUUGCAUCUGUUUCAUCUUGCCAUACUGCAGCAUUGCAGUCUUAUUUAUGGAUGUUACCUAGAACCUCUUCAGUAAUGAAGCCACUGUACUUUACCUUUUAACAAAAGGAAACCACUAGUUCAAGGAUCUCUUUCAGCCUCGCUGUGAUGAAUUCUAUAAAAUAAAGCUGCAGGAACUGAAUGAGUGGAUGUAAUAGUAGAAUAAAUCCCUCUCAAACCUCAAGUUUCUUGGCAGCUAAGCACUACUGUGUAUCAAGUGUAAGCUGAGAUUGUGAGGUUCCCCUGUCCCAAAGGGGGUCUCCUAUUUCUCCCCAUUUACGAUGGCUGUACAGCGCUCAGUGGAGCAUCAAACGAUUGCAAACACAGCACUAAUAGAUUGGUCUCGAGGGCUGUUUACAAGUCUGAGUCAAGAAACCUGAUGAUGAAAAAAGUUUUAUCCACCAAGGCUCAAAUGGCUGAUACUAUUUGGGUCAUGGGGUCCUGUAAACAUUAAAAAUAAUUUUGAAUCUUCUGUGGACUACUCUCUCACUUUACUGCCUAUCUUGAAUGCUAAAUUCAUUGAAGAAUUGCUAGCAGGUAGAGGAGAUCACAUGGUUAGGCCAGGGUUUGAGCAUUAAAAAAAAAAAAUCAACAUAACAAUCCCACCAAGCACUUGACUUCUAAAGAUUGCAUUGCAUUCCAGCCACGUCACUGCACAUCUCCAUCUGCACUGUAGGAGAUCAAGUGGUAACAGAGCAUGCGCUUGUUAGACUUCAGCAAUUUCCCGAGAUCAAGUUAUCUUAAAAUCAUGGUUUUGUAUUGUAAGAUUGGAUAGUGGUAUUUUAUCCAUCAGUGUGUAUAUAGUAGUCAUUUCAUCUAUAUGCCAUUUUACAUCCCACUAUUGUGGCCUUCAUUUAACUUAUGAACAUUUUAAAGAUGUUGUAUUUCUGACUUUACACUAAAUAAACACUUUUGAUUUGUC